AUGGUCACAGAAAAUCAUUCGCCGCCUCCAAACCUCCUAGUCCCUACAUGCUCGAAGAAUCACCCAACAACGACCACUACAUCAACAACUCCCGUUCUACCACAAUACGGUCUACUGGGGUUUCACAUUGGCGAGCACGCCGAAAUUGACGCCAAAGAGCCCGUUUUUCUCAACACGAACGCGCCUAGUUCGGUGUUCAUUUGCGGCUCGCAGGGGAGCGGCAAGAGCUAUACCUUGAGCUGUAUGCUCGAGAACUGCCUCCUCGUGAGCGAAGAACUUGGGAUCCUGCGUCAGCCCGUCGCCGGAGUCGUUUUUCACUACGACGUCGACAGUACCAAUAGCGCUGUUUCCGAAGCUGCUAGCCUGUGCUCCCGCGGGAUUCGAGUUCGUGUGCUGGUCUCCCCCAGCAACAAGUUCAAGCUGGAAGAAGCAUACUCGCGUCUCCCCGGUGCGGCAGAGAAUUUGGAGAUAGCAACGUUGAUGUUUAAAGAUCAGCAUCUGAGCAUCGAGAGGAUGCUCCGGUUGAUGGCAUUCUCGGAAGCCGAAGGAAAUGUGCCGCUGUACAUGGAAGUCAUCCAGAAGAUUCUGAGGCAGAUGGCUAUCCAAGGAACCCAGUUCACAAUGGCGGCGUUCGAGCAACUGCUGGACAAAGAAAGCUUCAUCCCCGGUCAACGCAGCAUGAUGAACAUGCGACUGGAUCUAUUGCGCAGCUUUCUUCAGCCUCAAAAGAAGAAGAAGAAGGGAAUGGAUAAUGUGUUCGAGAGCAAGCCUGGUACGCUCACCAUCGUGGACCUCAGCGAUCCAUUCAUCGACUCAGCUACAGUGUGUCUCCUUUUCGAGAUCUGCCUGGGAUUAGUGAAAGAAAAUCGACCCGAUGCCGGACUGGUCAUCGCGCUGGAUGAAGCGCAUAAAUACCUGAAUGAUUCUCCUGCAGCUGGGAACUUUACCAACCGCCUCCUGACUACGAUUCGCGAGCAGAGGCACAAUGCCACAAGAAUUCUCAUCGCCACCCAAGAACCCACGCUAUCAAGUAAGCUGCUCGAUCUAUGCUCGGUGAGCAUUGUACACCACUUCAAAUCGCCCGCGUGGUUCACGACCAUCCGCAACCACUUGGGCGGGGCGUCGAGUCUCACUGGUACCAGUACAGAACUAGAGAAGAUGUUUGAGAGUAUUAUGAAUUUACGAACAGGCGAGUCCCUCGUCUUCGCUCCGGAGGCUUACGUCUGUCAGGAUGAAUUGUUGGCGCCGCAGAAGCUUGGUGCGGGAGCGAUGAAGAUGCGGACGAGGAAGAGAGUGGGAUUGGAUAGGGGAAAGAGUGUACUCGCGGUGAACAGAAACUAAGUCCGGGUGUUCGAAGUCUUCAGGCGAUGCCAAUAUCUGAGCAGCGACAUGUUCGUGGCCAGCACUACAUACAAGUAAACCUCAUCGCCGACCACAAUGGGAGAAUGGUAGGUCAGGUACAUGUAUAUGGGACGGACGUGAGUACAGUAUGCCGAGAAAUUCAUUGAUGUGAUAGGUACGUGCCUCAGGUACCAAUAAUCAUCAACUGAGAUUUUCUGUCGCCUUAACCAACACUCUACUGACCAUGAUCUCAUGCCAACCCAUUCGACUGAUUGCCAAUAAGCUGUGGUAGCUGCAAUCGCUUCCAUCGACCAAAUCCAAUCCACCACCUGUUGAGCGAGCUCGAUUGAUCGCUAUCGCCGGGUCUGCCCAAUCGAAAUCCCGAUUCACAAGCUUGCCAACGUGUAUGAUCUCGGUGAGUAGUUGUGCACAAUUACACCUUCAAGCAGAUCAAGAAGAUGCAUAUCGAGGCCUACCUGAUCCACGGUAACGAGUAUCCCAGCGAAUUCUUCAAGACUAUUCUUAUUCCAAUCCACGGACGUGUUCAGCUUCGGCACGUAGGCCAGAGCCGUUUGAUCGACAAGAGGAUCUGCGAACUCGACAUCCAAAUCGUAUUUUCCCAGCAGAAAUUGGAUGGCAGCAACACCUGGAGAGUUAUGAAGCAUGCUCUGGCCCCUCUUGAAGCCUACGCCUACAACGAGCACACGCAUUUUCAAGUUUGACAAAGGCCUUCGAGCCCCAGUCGUGCCUCGCUUGUUCUCAAGCACUCGCAUCAGCCGAUCAACAAUCUCAGAAGGCCGUCUCCACGAGGUUUCGGUUGCGUGCUGGAGGAUGGGCAUGUUGCAUGUCUUCAGGAGAUAAUAAGGAUUCACAGGUAUGCAGGGGCCACCGACUCCCGGUCCAGGCCAAAAUGGUUGGUAACCGAAUGGUUUCGAUGCGGCCGCUCUGCUAACCUCCCAUUCAUCGAUGCCCAGGGAGGCGCAAGCGUCGGCCAUCUCAUUGGCAUACGCCGCACAUACCAUGCGCUGACAAUUCUCGUAGAGUUUCGUCAUUUCUGCCGCCUCCAACGAAGACACCGGAAUCAGAUGGUCAAACACACGCCCAUAGAGCUGAUGUACAGCAGCCAAUGAUGGAGAGUCUAUGCCGGAGAUGAUCUUUGGGAUACUCUGGAACGCGGGAAAUUUGCGCCCUGGAUCCACUCUCUGGCCACUCAAUGUCAGCUCUGCUUUCGUAAGCGUUCGAUAUGGUAUACCUCUGGAGACAUGCCCACUUUAGCGUGCUUUGUGGCGACCAGGAAGCUGAGGAGCUCUCUUGUCAUGCCUAUCGCUACUGUGCUUUCUACGACCACAGUAACUCCUGGGCGAACAUGCUGGGCGAUGGUUCGUAUUGCUAUCUCUAGGAACGUGGUAUCGAUGGUUUUGUCGUGGUUGAGAGGGGUUGGGACGGAUAUGAGAAUAGCGUUCGCGGCAGCCAAAUCAGGGGCAUGUGAAGUUGUUCGAACCGCCGCUGAUCCUGAGAAUUGCUGUGCGAUCUUUUCGAUUCUCUGCUUUGAAACAUCAAAAGCAAUCACCUCGUAGACUCUGGCGAAUGCCUCAACCAGGUGUGAACCAACGUAUCCGACUCCAACGACAGCCACGACGGGAUGAAAUUGUCGUUCUUGUGCAAGAGUGGCUUUGAUACGCGCAGUAUCGGAUGUC
This is a messenger RNA of Sphaerulina musiva SO2202, 3038 nucleotides long. RefSeq lists its product as uncharacterized. The record is from RefSeq and is a predicted model, not a curated record. The transcript has a single exon. The coding region runs from base 1 to 1341 and encodes 446 amino acids. Lineage: Eukaryota; Fungi; Ascomycota; Dothideomycetes; Mycosphaerellales; Mycosphaerellaceae.